Messenger RNA from Odobenus rosmarus divergens (Pacific walrus), 1672 nucleotides. It is a transcript of the gene TMEM181, whose product is annotated as transmembrane protein 181. Bases 1 to 1551 code for a protein of 516 amino acids. Gene Ontology annotation, molecular function: toxic substance binding. The transcript is spliced from 17 exons. NCBI's taxonomy places the organism in Eukaryota, Metazoa, Chordata, Mammalia, Carnivora, Odobenidae. The record is from RefSeq and is a predicted model, not a curated record.
AUGGACGCCGAGUACCCUGCCUUCGAGCCCCCGCUCUGCAGCGAGCUCAAGCACCUGUGCAAGCGGCUCCAGGAGGCGUACCGCGAGCUGAAGGAGGACCUCACGCCUUUCAAAGAUGACCGCUACUACAGGCUGGCGCCCAUGCGGCUCUACACGCUCUCCAAGCGCCACUUUGUCCUCGUGUUUGUCGUCGUCUUCGUCUGUUUUGGCCUGACUGUCUUCAUUGGGAUCAGAGGGCCCAAAGUAAUCCAGACGUCUGCAGCUAAUUUUUCACUAAAUAACAGUAAAAAGCUGAAGCCAAUUCAGAUCCUUUCAAAUCCAUUGUCUACAUAUAAUCAGCAACUAUGGCUGACAUGUGUUGUGGAGUUGGAUCAAUCAAAAGAAACAUCUAUUCAGACAAGCUUCCUCAUGACUGUUAAAGUUGACGGUGUAGCUCAAGAUGGAACCACCAUGUUCAUUCAUAACAAAGUUCACAAUCGGACAAGGACCCUCACCUGUGCGGGGAAGUGUGCAGAAAUUAUUGUGGCCCACCUGGGCUACUUGAACUACACGCAGUAUACCGUGAUUGUGGGAUUUGAACACCUGAAGCUGCCCAUCAAGGAAAUGAACUUCACGUGGAAGACUUAUGACCCUGCAUUUUCCCAAUUGGAAAUUUGGUUCCGAUUCGUCUUUGUGGUGCUUACCUUCAUUGUCACUUGCCUGUUUGCACAUUCCCUCCGGAAGUUUUCCAUGCGAGACUGGGGGAUGGAGCAGAAGUGGAUGUCCAUUCUUUUGCCUCUGCUGCUGCUUUACAAUGAUCCGUUCUUCCCCCUCUCCUUUCUGGUGAAUAGCUGGGUUCCGGGCAUGCUGGACGAUCUCUUUCAGUCCAUGUUCCUAUGUGCCUUGCUGCUCUUCUGGCUCUGUGUGUAUCAUGGGGUACGCGUCCAGGGAGAAAGGAAGUGUUUGACUUUCUAUUUGCCUAAAUUCUUCAUUGUUGGACUAUUGUGGUUGGCUUCUGUCACACUGGGAAUAUGGCAGACAGUUAAUGAAUUACACGAUCCAAUGUACCAGUAUCGAGUUGACACAGGAAAUUUUCAGGGAAUGAAGAUUUUCUUCAUGGUGGUGGCAGCUGUGUAUAUUUUGUACCUUCUGUUCUUGAUAGUGCGGGCCUGUUCCGAGCUACGUCACAUGCCUUAUGUAGAUCUCAGGUUAAAAUUUUUGACUGCAUUGACUUUUGUAGUGCUUGUCAUUAGCAUCGUCAUCCUUUAUUUAAGGUUUGGAGCACAAGUAUUACAAGACAAUUUUGUAGCUGAACUGUCAACUCACUACCAGAAUUCAGCUGAAUUCUUAUCUUUCUAUGGCUUGUUGAACUUUUACCUCUACACUUUGGCCUUUGUGUAUUCUCCAUCGAAGAACGCCCUGUAUGAGUCCCAGCUGAAAGACAACCCUGCAUUCUCCAUGCUGAAUGACUCUGACGAUGAUGUGAUCUAUGGGAGUGACUAUGAAGAAAUGCCCCUGCAGAACGGCCAGGCCAUCCGGGCACAGUACAAGGAGGGCUCGGAGACCGACUGAGCUCCGGGCCGCUGGCGGGCCGGGCCGACGCUUUCCCGCAGCGCCGCUUCCUGGCCUUCCCCGCCCCUGCUGGUGUUCAGGCUUGUCUCAUAAGCAGAGAUUUUCUGGUCCUUCUUUGUUU